AUGCGUCCUAUGACCGGUGGGGAGGAUCUUGUUACGAUGGAGGGAAGCGAGUGGAAGACUUGGAGGAGCGUGUUUAACCCCGGGUUUGCGGGGGGGUAUUUGAUGACCCUCGUUCCGGGGAUGGUGAGGGAUGUGGAGGUUUUGUGUGGGAUAUUGGUGGAGGAAGCAAAGAAAGGGGGGGGUGGUGAGGUUGGAUGAGGUGGUGGUGAGGUGUAGUUUUGAUGUUAUUUGGAGGGUUGUGCUGUGAGUUUUUAUUCUGUUCUAUUUGUUCUUUUUACCGAGUUUUUUGUUUGUUUGGCGUUGGGAAAGAAAAACUGAUAAUUGGGAAUAUGGAAAGUGACACGAAUCUGAAUUCUCAGCGGACUACAAAUCCCUUCGUUGAAGCACUUCGUAGUCAGAUCCGCUGGCUUUCGGCAACGAAGCCAAUCUUUUUGAACGCUACCACCCCCUCCGUCCUAUAA
Hymenoscyphus albidus is the source of this 461-nucleotide messenger RNA. Lineage: Eukaryota; Fungi; Ascomycota; Leotiomycetes; Helotiales; Helotiaceae. The record is from the annotation of a GenBank genome assembly.